Cokeromyces recurvatus is the source of this 633-nucleotide messenger RNA. RefSeq names its product HAD-like domain-containing protein. Gene Ontology annotation, cellular component: plasma membrane. NCBI's taxonomy places the organism in Eukaryota, Fungi, Mucoromycota, Mucoromycetes, Mucorales, Mucoraceae. Bases 1 to 633 code for a protein of 210 amino acids. The transcript is spliced from 5 exons. Gene Ontology annotation, molecular function: phosphoprotein phosphatase activity. The record is from RefSeq and is a predicted model, not a curated record.
AUGGGCAAUAAAGAAGUCGUAUUAUCUGAAGAGGAAGAAAUUGAAGAAGAAGAAAAAACGAUUGAUGAUUAUGAUUUUAAUUUUACUUAUUUAUUAGACCCAAUUGAAGAAGAACAUCGUGGUAGGAAAUGUCUUGUGUUAGACCUCGAUGAGACACUUAUACAUAGUUCAUUCAAGUCAGUUGCAGAAGCAGAUUUUGUAGUACCAGUUGAAAUUGAUGGUUAUUACCAUAAUGUAUUUGUACUAAAAAGACCUGGGGUAGAUACUUUUAUGAAACGUAUGGGUGAAUUAUAUGAAAUUGUUAUAUUUACUGCUAGUCUUUCAAAGUAUGCUGACCCUGUAUUGGAUAAAUUUGACUUGCAUAAAGUUAUUCACCAUCGAUUAUUUAGAGAGGCAUGCCAUCCAUAUAAAGGAACUUAUAUUAAAGAUUUAUCAAGGUUAGGACGUGAUUUAAAGCAUGUCAUUAUACUUGAUAAUACACCUGCAAGUUAUAGCUUUCAUCCUUCAAAUGCUGUUCCUGUUUCCACUUGGUUUAAUGAUCAACAUGAUUCAGAAUUGAUAGAUUUAAUUCCUUUCCUUGAAGAUCUUUCAAAAGUAGAUGAUGUAGUUGAAGUAUUAAAUAUAUCCCUUUAA